Penicillium odoratum is the source of this 1629-nucleotide messenger RNA. Its product is annotated as putative DNA-directed RNA polymerase III RPC4. The coding region runs from base 1 to 1629 and encodes 542 amino acids. The transcript has a single exon. Gene Ontology annotation, cellular component: RNA polymerase III complex. Gene Ontology annotation, molecular function: DNA binding. The record is from RefSeq and is a predicted model, not a curated record. NCBI's taxonomy places the organism in Eukaryota, Fungi, Ascomycota, Eurotiomycetes, Eurotiales, Aspergillaceae. Gene Ontology annotation, biological process: transcription by RNA polymerase III.
AUGCCUCCAAAAGCAGCCGCCAGACGAACAGCCGCAAAACCAGAAGACUCAGACUCUACACAAAAUGGACCAGCUCAAAUCGCCGCCGCUCCAGGUGCUUCUGGCCGACCCUCUGUACAACGACUACAGUCACUGAAGAAACGAGCUCCAGCAGGCGGCAGUAUCACACCAGCAACACGCUCGCCCUCAGUACUAGGCGGGGACCCUACCCCAAAGCCAAUGAAAUUCCGACCAAAGGCCGUUCAACGAAGGAGUAAGGAAGAGCGUGAGGCUAUGGAAAAAAUUGAACAAGAACGACUCAAUGACCGCUUGAGAGACGCGGCUGCUAUCCAGCGUGGCCGUGGGAAUCGUGGGGGCAGAGGAAAUUUCCGUGGCCGUGGUGGCGCCGGUGGCAGUGGCUCAUUUGGGGGUGCAUUCAGAGGUCGUGGUGGUGGUUUUGGACGUGGUCGAGCACGAUUUGGAAUCAGUGGAGGGUCUCGGGAGCGGGAGGACGAUUCGUCAGAUGAUGAGCUGCGAAUGAGCAUCGACCAGAUCAACAUUGAGAGUGACGAGGAUGACGAGAUUGCGGAAGACGGUAAGGGCAAGAUGCCCAUGCGAGGUCGUCGGGAGAAGGGGUUGCGUCCUGUUCGGGUUACUCGACAUGAGCAUGAGGAAAGGGCGGUUGCCGUCAAUAUGGAGUCAAGCUCAAGCAAGGCAGCGGAGAUUCUGCAGCAGGCUCAGCAGGAGGCUGCUGAGGCUGUGGACGACAGACCAACUCCUCCGGAGACUCUUGAUGAGGGGCCUCGUGUGAAGGACGAACCAACAGACGAUGCCGAUACACCAAUGGAGGACUUACCUGCUGAGGAUGAUGGGCUGUUGCCCAGACAGAGGUAUCGCGUGCGCCGAAAGACAUCGGAUCCCCAAUCAGCAGAACCCAAGAAGAAGGAAGUCGCUCCACCGGCGCCCAAACGAGACCCGCGGGAGCUCCUUCGCACCAAGGAGGAGAUUGACGAAUACGACCGCCAUCUGGAUGAUCUCGAGCAUGUUCGAGAUCUCCUCACUCACCAAGAACCCGAACCCGAACCCGAGCCAGAAUCAGAGGAGCCCCAGACCGUACCAGAGACUACCCCGGGUGAGGACGCGACAGACGAUCCAGAGCCGCCAGUCGAAAAAUUAGCCAACCAGCACCUUCUCGGACACCUAUUCCUUAUGCAAUUCCCACCUAUGACACCCAACCUAUGCAUCCCAGGCUCAACAGAUACCCCUGUGCAGGAGACCACCCGUCCCGAACCCCAAGUCAAAUCCGAGAAUGAAGGCGAAGAUGUCCAAUUUGCAGGUGAAAGUGGAGCAGGAUCAACCGGAAAGUCGAAACUGAUCACCGCCGCGACAAAUUGGUCCUUACCCGCCGGGCGUGUGGGCAAGCUGAAUGUUCACAAAUCCGGUCGUGUGAUAAUGGAUUGGGGUGGCAUAAGCUUCGAGCUCGAUCGUGCUGCAGCAGUGGACUUCGUGCAGGAGGCGCUGAUUGUCUCUUCUCCAGAUCCAGAGGAGGCAGGGCAGCCACCGAAGGAUGAUACGCGACACCAGGCUUGGUCAAUGGGACAACUUUCCGGCAAGUUUACGGUUAUGCCGAACUGGGAUGCGAUGCUGUGA